AUGGGGGACGCUGCUCAGCAGCAGCAGCUGUUGCUGCUGCUGCAGACGCAACAACUGCUGCUAGAGGAACUGCUGCAGCAGCAGCAGCAGCAGCAGCAGCAACAGGAGCCGGAGCAGCAGCAGCAGCAGCAAACUUCUUCUGCUUCCGCAGCAACAGCAACUUUAAAACCCUUUCUUUCAUCUCCAAGAAAGAUAUCUGCCCCUAUCCAGUACAGCUGGACCCUACCGGGGCCCCCCUUGGGGGGCCCCCCCUCGGGGGGCCCCCCAUCGGGGGGCCCCCCACUUGGGGGGCCCCCCUUGGGGGGCCCCCCUGAGGGGGGCCCCCCUUCAGGGGGGCCCCUCCUUGGGGGCCCCUUGUUUGGUUUUCCUGAGUCUGCUUCUUGCUUAGCUGAAGCAAAAGGCAGGGGGGCCCCUGCUGAGGCUUUGCAGCAGCAGCUGCAGCAGCAGCAGCAGCUGCUGAUGCUGCAGCUGCUUACAGUGAUGCAGCAGCAGCAGCAGCAGCAGCAGCAGCAGAGUCGUGGGAGCAAGCAGCAGCGCUGGAACAGCGUUUUGCGCAGCAGCAGCUCAAGAGCAGCAGCAGCAGCAGCAGCAGCAGCAGCACCCUCAGCAGCAGCCACGACGGUGGCAGCAACUAGGUCUCCAGCAGCACCACUGCCACCAGCAUCUGCUGCUGCUGCUGCUGCUGCUGCUGCUGCUGCUGCUGAGCCCUCGCUGCUGCGCUUCGAGAGGAAGCAGAGAUAUGUUGCUGCUGCCAUUUCCCCCGACGGCUCUGUUGCAGCAGCAGCAACAAAGGCGGGGGAGAUCGUGGCUUUUCACUUGCCCGAAAAAAGUUCCGUUUGGGGGGCCCCCGGGGGGCCCCUGGGGGCCCCCAGGGGCCCCCCGGGGGCCCCCCAGGGGGCCCCCCGGGGGGCCCCCCGGGGGGCCCCCCGGGGGCCCCCCAAAGACGGCUCUUGGGGGGGCCCCCACAGCCGCGCGCUGCGCAGCUCCAGGGACCCUUGGGGGAGAAGCAAGCGCAGCAGCAGCAGCAGCAGCAGCAGCAGCAGCAGCAGCCCAGGCCGACGCACGCUGCUGAGGGGCCCCUCCUCUAGGGGGCCCCACAGGGGAGCCCCUGCAGCACAGGGGCCCCUGCAGCAGCAGCAGCAGCAGCAGCAGCAGCAGCAGCAGCGGACCCUGGGGGCCCCCAAGGAAGGGGCCCCCAGGAAGCUGGAGAAGCCCCCGAAGCUGGCGCGGCUGCUGCUGCUGCAGGGAGCGGGGCGGCUCUCAGUUUGGAGGCAGCAGCAGCAGCAGCAGCAGCAGCAGCAGCAGCAGCAGAGGAGGAGCUGGGGGUCAAGUGGCUCGUCUGCCCAUAGAAAGAGGCAGGAGCAGCAGCAGCAAAAGCUGCUGCAGCAGCAGCAAAAGCUGCUGCAGCAGCAGCAGCCUUACGAGAGAGAAUGCGUCGAAGAUGCAGCAGCAGCAGCAGUUCUAAAUACAGAAACAGCAGCAGCCCCAUCUUGCUACAGUUUUGCUCAGUAA
Eimeria necatrix is the source of this 1512-nucleotide messenger RNA. RefSeq lists its product as hypothetical. The transcript has 3 exons. The record is from RefSeq and is a predicted model, not a curated record. NCBI's taxonomy places the organism in Eukaryota, Apicomplexa, Conoidasida, Eucoccidiorida, Eimeriidae. The coding region runs from base 1 to 1512 and encodes 503 amino acids.